Hyaena hyaena (striped hyena) is the source of this 884-nucleotide messenger RNA. RefSeq names its product dual specificity phosphatase 21 (gene DUSP21). Gene Ontology annotation, molecular function: MAP kinase tyrosine/serine/threonine phosphatase activity. The record is from RefSeq and is a predicted model, not a curated record. Gene Ontology annotation, biological process: protein dephosphorylation. Lineage: Eukaryota; Metazoa; Chordata; Mammalia; Carnivora; Hyaenidae. The transcript has a single exon. The coding region runs from base 132 to 698 and encodes 188 amino acids.
GUGACCUGGGACAGGCCUUCUCUACCCCCCGACCCUCGCCUGAGACCUCACAGCUGCCACUGCGCUUCGUGAGAUCGUCAGAGUUCGGUGCCCCGAACCUUCCAGGAGAGAGAUCACUGCCGGCCGCCGUGAUGACAACGUCUCCGGCUCCCCUCCCGGCUCAGGCCACCCGGCAGCCCACGGUCCACGGCCUGUCGCAGAUAACCAGCAGCCUGUACAUCAGCAACGGUGCGGCUGCCAACAACAAGGGCAUGCUGGCCAGCAACAACAUCACCACGGUCAUCAACGUGUCGGCGGAGGUGGUCAACACCCUGUACGAAGACAUCCAGUAUGUCCAGGUGCCAGUGGCCGACGCCCCGAGUUCGCGCCUCUACGACUUCUUCGACCCGAUCGCCGACCACAUCCACAGCGUGGAGAUGAAGCAGGGCCGCACGCUGCUGCACUGCGCCGCGGGGGUGAGCCGCUCGGCCGCGCUCUGCCUGGCCUACCUCAUGAAGUACCACGCCAUGUCGCUGCUGGACGCCCACACGUGGACCAAGUCGUGCCGUCCCAUCAUCCGGCCCAACAACGGCUUCUGGGAGCAGCUCAUCCACUACGAGUUCAAGCUGUUCAGCAAGAACACCGUGCACAUGGUCAACUCCCCGGUGGGCGUGAUCCCUGACAUCUACGAGAAGGAGGUCCGCUUGAUGAUGCCGUAGGGAGCCGAGCCGGCGGGCCCCUGACAUCUGCUGACCGGGUGACGCCGCCAUUGAACCCGUCGUUGAACCUUAGCUGGUACAGAAGCCUGCGUGGCGCCAUUUAGAAGGGCAAGCCGAAAGGGAGGGUUGUUAGACUUUCUAGCUGAGUACGCUUUAUCUUUAAAGAAUAAAAUUCAUUAAAUGUGA